AUGCUCAGAGCCGUGGGAAUGAUAGAAGCUGGUUCCCGGCAACGUACUGUGGCUUUAGCUCUGAAUACAAGUCAGAGUGUUAUCAGUCGACUUUGGACACGAUACCGAAGCACUGGUACCGUGGCUGAGCGCCAUGGAGGACGGUAUCGCUGCACCACACGGAGACAAGACCGAUACAUUCAAAUCUUAACUCGAAGAGCUCCAACAAUAACCGCCAUGAUGUUAGCCGUGAGGCUUCAUCACUCUUCAGGGAACUUAAUUAGCGACCAAACAGUCAGAAACCGCUUGCAUGAAGUGAACCUUCAUUCCCGAAGACCGCUACGGGUACCACCUAUAGCAAUGCACAAUCGUAGGAUUCGAUAUCAAUGGGCUCUUGAACACAGAAAUUGGGCAGAAGAACAAUGGCGUUUCGUGUGCUUUUCUGAUGAGUCUCGUUUUGGUAUGAGACCGGAUACAAGACGUAUACGACACUGGAGAACCCCUGGACGCCAACAGCGAUUAAAAUCCUGCCAGGAAGUCCAUCCUUAUAGUGGUGGAACCAUCAUGGUAUGGGCGGGUAUUUGGAUCGGCGGAAGAACUGAGUUGAUUUGGAUCAGAGGCAACCUCAACGCUCAAAUUUAUGCUGAGACGAUUGUAUCAGACGUCAUCGUUCCUCUACAAGUGCAAAUCGGUCCCUUAUUUCAGUUAAUGCAUGAUAAUGCACGACCGCACACCGCAAGAGUUGUAAGACAGACUCUCGCCGCAGCUAACAUCAAUGUCCUGCCCUGGCCUGCUCAGUCGCCAGACUUGAACCCGAUUGAGCAUGCAUGGGAUAUGCUACAGAGAAGAGCUCUGCCGAAUAUGGAGGGUAUCCAGUCGCAAGAAGACCUUUUUUUGUUGUUGCAACGAACAUGGGCGGCCAUUCCACAGCGUGAUUUGGAUGAACUCAUUUUGAGUAUGCCAAACCGAUGUUCUUGUGUUGCAGCAGGCCCCGCAUGCACCGAAUUAGAAAUAAUCAUGCUUGACUGGAUGGGGAAGGCGAUUGGAUUACCACCGGCAUUUUUAGCACUUGAGGAAGGAAGUAAAGGAGGUGGUGUGAUAGAGGGUUCAGCAAGCGAGUGCGUGUUGGUAUCGAUGCUGGCGGCCCGUGCAAACGGCAUCAAGCACUUAAAGCACCAGUUCCCCACGGUGGACGAGGGUCUACUUCUGUCAAAACUCAUUGCAUAUUGUUCCAAAGAGGCGCAUUCGUGCGUUGAGAAGGCAGCAAUGAUCUGCUUCGUGAAACUGCGCAUCCUACAGCCAGAUGAAAAUGGCUCACUAAGAGGGGAGACCUUAAAAGAAGCCAUGGAAGAGGAUGAGGAAGCUGGCCACGUACCUUUUUUUGUCUCCAUAACAUUGGGGACUACGUCCUGUUGUUCUUUCGACAAUCUGCCUGAAAUUGGACCAGUGGUGCGCAAGUUCCCUUGUGUGUGGCUUCAUGUGGAUGCAGCGUAUGCUGGCAGUGCGUUUCUUUGUCCAGAACACAAGCACCACUUAGCUGGAGUAGAAUACGCAGAUUCCUUCAACACAAACCCCAACAAACUCAUGUUAACUAGUUUUGACUGUUCCCUCCUGUGGGUGAAUAAUCGAUAUUUGUUGACAUCGGCCUUAGUAGUGGAUCCCCUGUAUCUGCAACAUUGCUACGAUCACACUGCCAUAGACUAUCGUCAUUGGGGCGUGCCACUCAGUCGCCGCUUCAGAUCGCUCAAGCUUUGGUUCAUGCUGAGGAGUUACGGCAUCAGCGGAUUACAGAAAUAUGUGAGGCGGCAUUGCGAAUUAGCGAAAUAUUUUGAAAAACUCGUUAAAAAGGACGACCGUUUCGAAGUAUGCAAUCAAGUAAAGCUUGGUCUAGUUUGUUUUCGGCUGGUUGGCGGGCCGGACGAGACGCCGGAGCAAGUGGACGAGAUGAACAAAAAGCUACUGACGAACAUCAACGCAUCGGGCAAGAUCCACAUGGUGCCCGCGAGUGUGCGCGAGCGCUUCGUCAUCCGCUUCUGCGUGGUGCAGCAACAUGCCACGCGCGAAGAUAUCGAGAUUGCAUGGGAUAUUAUAACGGACUUCGCUACUGAGCUUUUGGAAGGACCAGACAAAGAACGCGAUUUGAACGAAGAGCGCGCACGUCGCAAUCGCGCUGCUCUGGCACACAAGCGGUCGUUCUUCGUCCGCAUGGUGAGCGACCCGAAGAUCUACAACCCGGCUAUCAACAAGACGCCGCCGCCCGCGCCCGUGACGCCCUGCUCGCCACCGCCCGCCGCCGCGCCCACCACGCCCGACACGCCUUCCGACACCGAUGUCCAACCACAAACACCGAAACAAUCGUCGUGGAUCAGUUGGCCUCUUGCUUUCUUCUUCCAAAGCGUUGAUAACGAUGCCAACGAUUUACCUCUAAGGUUCCGUCACCUAGACACGAUGGUGCGCCUGAAGAGCCCCGGCACGGCCAGCCGGCGCGGCUCCUCGCCGUGUCCGUCGCCGGAGCGCCGCGCGCCCUCGCCAUCCACGCACUGA
Chilo suppressalis (striped riceborer) is the source of this 2523-nucleotide messenger RNA. Lineage: Eukaryota; Metazoa; Arthropoda; Insecta; Lepidoptera; Crambidae. The record is from the annotation of a GenBank genome assembly.